Messenger RNA from Penicillium nucicola, 1185 nucleotides. RefSeq lists its product as uncharacterized. The record is from RefSeq and is a predicted model, not a curated record. Gene Ontology annotation, molecular function: protein binding. Gene Ontology annotation, biological process: mRNA export from nucleus. The coding region runs from base 1 to 1185 and encodes 394 amino acids. Gene Ontology annotation, cellular component: THO complex part of transcription export complex. The transcript is spliced from 2 exons. Lineage: Eukaryota; Fungi; Ascomycota; Eurotiomycetes; Eurotiales; Aspergillaceae.
AUGGCUCCUCCGCGUCGCGAUCUCCUUCACAAGGAUCACUUUUCCUUCGUUUUCGGAGGCGCAAAGACCCAGAACUAUUAUGAUCCCGCUGCCAAAGGUCCAGGAUCUCAUACUAUCCGAACACUCGCCUGGAACCCCACUGGGCAGCUAAUUGCUACGGGCUCAGCAGAUCGCACUCUCCGAAUCUGGAACCCCGAGCGCCCCAAUGUUCGCUACUCAACCGAACUACGCGGCCACACCGCCGGUAUUGAGAAGGUCCUCUUCAACCCAGUCCGCGACGCAGAGCUAGCUAGCUGCUCAACCGACGGCACAGUACGCUUCUGGGACGUCCGCUCCAAGACCUGCGUCAGCAAGCUUGAUGUCGGCGGCGAAGCCUUUACCCUCUCCUGGUCUGCCGAUGGCACCACAAUGAUCGUCGGCACAAAGGUAAACAGAAUCCGAGCCCCCCAGUUUGGUCCCAGAAAUCAACAAGGCCCUAACUCGCCCCUCAUCCAGGACGACCACUUAAUCCCCAUCUCAAUCCAAUGCCCCUCCACGCCAACCGCCCACCCAGACGGCGCGAACGCCCUCAACCUACCCGCCUCUGUCCCAGGCGCAACAACCUACACAGCCCUCGCACCCCACCCCCAACCCGUCCAAACCAACGCGACAACCUUCUCAUGGCGCAUGGCAACUCCCGAACGCCCCGAGCAACACUUUUUCACCACAACCGGAGAAGGCAAAGUCAAAAUCCUCUCCUAUCCCUCCUUUAACGUCCUGUACACCAUGAACGCCCACACAUCUGCCUGCAACGCCGUUGCUCUCGCACCUACUGGUCGCUACCUCGCAGUCGGCGCUAGUGAUGCUCUCAUCUCCCUCUGGGAUACAACCGACUGGAUCUGUCAGCGCACACUGUCAAGUGAGAAUGGCGGCGCCAUCCGUGGUGUGAGCUGGAGUUUCGAUGGUCGCUACAUCUGCGGUGCCUGUGAUGAGAUUGGAUGUGGUGGGAAUGGACUUGAGAUCUUCCAUGCUGAGUCCGGUGACAGUGUUUUCACUAUUCCCACUGCUGGUGCUAAUGCGGGUGUUUCGGCUGUUGCGUGGCAUCCUUCGCGUUACUGGCUGGCUUACUCAACUACUACUGAUGGUCCUGGUCAUUCCAGCUCGGGAGGCUUGAAGAUUGUUGGGGCUGCUGGUGGUGGACUGUGA